AAUAACUACAUUCCCCGUCAUCCUUUGAACGCUCAUAAGGCAUUGUGGGUCGGUUCAAUCGAUGUCCUUGUCCUAUCAGACGCACACUGUUUGACUGACUUCGCGCAAGGGCUUGGGGAUUCGUUUGUGCUUGAAUUAUAGUCAUUCUGACAAAAUGAUGGCAGCAAGGUUUCUCCGUCGCUCUCUCCCUGUAUUGAGGCAAGCAAGAUGCUACGCCGAAGCAGCUUCGGGCUCUGCCCAGAUGUCCUUCACAUUUGCCUCGCCAACGCAGGUGUACUUCAAGGAGGCCAGUGUGAAACAGGUUGACGUGCCCACGCUGACUGGUGCUUUCGGUAUCCUCCCUGCCCACGUCCCCACGCUGCAGGUUCUCCGGCCCGGAGUGGUCACCGUGUUCAACGAUGAUGGCUCCGCAACAAAGUUCUUUGUGAGCAGCGGGUCAAUCACAGUGAACGCAGACUCAUCGGUGCAGCUGCUGGCUGAAGAGGCUUUCCCCCUGGACCAGCUGGAUGUGGCUGCUGCCAAGGUCAACUUGGAGAAGGCCCAGUCUGAAAUGGCGUCUGUGUCUGACGAGGCUGCCAGGGCUGAGGUCCAGAUCAACAUAGACGCCAACGAGGCAAUCGUCAAAGCCCUGGAGUAGGCCGCGCGACUGGUCUCUGUGGUGGCGUGUUGGUAUAAAGGAAAUGAAAAUUCUCCAACUGUUUCCCGGACCAGUCAAGUCAGUAACUGCAUGAUCUCAUGCUUGCUUUGUACAGUGGAAUGAAAUGACCAAUAAAUUUAUUUGGAUCUACCUGCCAA
Messenger RNA from Salmo salar (Atlantic salmon), 795 nucleotides. Its product is annotated as ATP synthase F(1) complex subunit delta, mitochondrial. Gene Ontology annotation, biological process: proton motive force-driven ATP synthesis. Gene Ontology annotation, molecular function: proton-transporting ATP synthase activity, rotational mechanism. NCBI's taxonomy places the organism in Eukaryota, Metazoa, Chordata, Actinopteri, Salmoniformes, Salmonidae. The record is from RefSeq and is a predicted model, not a curated record.